AUGGAGAGUCAACCACCGCUGCAGCCGAGCCUAGCUCCACGAUCACCGGCCAACUCCACUACCGCCAAGACCGAGCAGCCACAGGAUCUCAAGCAGGAAAUUAGUACCAUCGUCGAGCCCUACCGCCACCUUCGUGAGAAACCUCCCUUCUCGACGGCCGAGCUCAUCGUUAUCGCUGUGGUGUGCUUCAGUGGCCACCCAGCGGGCGCCACGGCCCAUGACCUCCUCCACUACAUCAUCCAUGAGUUCCGUUACUUCACCGACAAGCUGAUCGAGGCGUACACGAGCAAGGAGUUCGACCGGAUCUUCGAGGCGAUUGGUAAGCAAGAUGAGUACCUCGGCGACAUCGUGGAAGGUUUCUGGAGGGCCCUAGGAGACUACGAGGUUCCCCUCACAGUGAAUCGGUACCAGGACGGAGGCGAGCACAGUUACAGAUACACCGUAAAGCUCUCGGAGGCCCGUGUCUUCCUUCGAAACAUCCUCGAGCCGGUUCGGAAGGGAGUCUUCGACUUCAUGGAGCUUCCGUCGGAAAUCCGCAACACGAUCUGCGAGUACAUCCUCGAGCUACCAGGCAAGGACGGCUUGACCAUCGUGUAUCAGCGGAACGAGCCCUCUUACUUUUGGCGCGACUGGAAUUGCAUGUUCUUGGUCGGUAUGCGUGCGAAUGGAUCGACAGCUCGGAUCUCUCCAGGUCAUUCACCCACUACGCGGCUUGGCAAUCCCAAUGACGGCACUAUUGGAAUCUGCGCUCCGGCGAUGAAGGACCUACUCGCUAUCCUUUCGGUCUGCAAACAGAUCUACCGUGAGGUCAUGUCCAUGUUCUAUCGGCUGAACCAUGUGCGAUUCCACGGCUUGGGGGCUAUCGAGAUGUUCUUGCUCAAGGGCCCGUCCACACGCCUGCAACAUCUUACAAGUGUGGGCAUCACCCUCAACACGCCAGGAGACUUCACGACCUUCCCAGCGACAGUCCAAAAGCUCGCCUCGCUCUCUCAUCUUCGAGAGCUGACGAUCGGAAUGUACUCAGAACCUGAGUGGUUGGACAUGUUCCCUUCUGACCGCCGAAGCCUUGGCUGGAGAAUCAAGCGGAAGUUCCGAACCUUCGACGACAUUCCUGGCAUGUUGGAUCUCGCGGAGCUCGUGUCCAACCUGCAGGUGUCUCAACAUCGAGUGCAUAUCCAGGGCAACUGCGGGAACUUCAGGGCGUUCAUGGCUGCGCAGAUGGCUGUUCUGCAAGCGCAAGUGGGCGGCACGGCUACAGAGAAGCGAGCUAGAGCCAAGAAAGCCGCGGCUAAGGCAAAGAAGAAUGGCGCGUGA
Lecanosticta acicola is the source of this 1314-nucleotide messenger RNA. Lineage: Eukaryota; Fungi; Ascomycota; Dothideomycetes; Mycosphaerellales; Mycosphaerellaceae. The record is from the annotation of a GenBank genome assembly.